GCUCGUAUAAGAGAGAAGUAGAAUAAGAUCUUACGUGAGCCUUGAAGAAGAAGGGCAGCCAAAGAUGAAGAUGAUUUUGAUUUGGAGCCGCAGUCAAAGUUUUCCAAGUGCGCGGCCAAGCGCGAGUAAACUUACACAAGCGACGAGAGCUAUGAUGAAAAGACGAACGGUGUUCUUCCUAGUGUAGUUCUCCUCUUCAAAGCUUCGCGGAGGAUGCUUUACACUGUACACUGAUUGAACUGCAGGCGAAGCUGCACGCAGUAGCAGCAGCCAAGGAUGGGAAUCAUGGAGCAGAAAGCAGUGGUGAUCAGGCAGCCGCAGCAGCAGCGGUGGAGGCAUCACCAGGUUCAAAGCCGGGCGGAGGUGGUCGAGUGAUAACGGACUCAACAAGAUCAGCAGGGUUAUGGAUGUGACGGCGAACGCGAGCCUUCAGGCGAAUGCCUCCUCGCUCGCGGCUAGCAAUUCGACCCUUGACGACGUCACCGUCAUACUCACCGCCUUCAUCCUCGGUAUUCUCAUCCUCACCACUGUCAUCGGCAAUGUGUUCGUGAUAGUGGCGAUCUACAUCGAGCGCAAUCUGCAGUCGGUGGCAAACUACCUGAUAAUAAGCCUAGCAGUAGCGGAUCUCCUGGUGGCGUUGCUUGUCAUGCCAUUGGGAGCCGUUUACGAGAUAUACUCCAGAUGGUCUCUGGGGCCGAGACUGUGCGACAUGUGGACCAUCAGCGACGUUCUCUGCUGCACGGCCUCCAUAUUGCAUCUGGUGGCCAUCGCAGUCGACAGAUAUUGGGCUGUCACCGAUCUAAAUUAUAUACAGGCGCGGAAUCCACGGCGCAUAGGCUUCUUGAUAGCGGCCGUGUGGAUAGUAGCAUUGGGUGUUUCUCUGGCACCACAAUUGGGUUGGAAAGACCCGGGCUAUUUGGAUCGAAUCGCCGAAGGAAGAUGCCUAAUCUCGCAAGACCCAGCCUAUCAGAUAUUUGCAACAUGCGCCACAUUCUACUUACCACUGCUAGUAAUCCUCUUUCUAUACUGGAGGAUAUUCCAGGCGGCACGAAGACGAAUACGUAAGCGACCGGGAACUACAAUCCAACCGCCACGCGAACGUCGAGGAAUUCUCAGGCUUGUCAGGAAAAGUCCACGAGAGGAGUCAACCGCCUUCACGAUAACCCGCUCGACGCCGGAUCACUCGUCGGUUUCACCGGAAAAGUCGUCAUCGCAUAAUGGAGCCAAUGCACCGGCAGCAACGACUGCACCAACGGCAGAGACAGCCUCGGCAACAACGCCAGCGGUAGCGCACACAACAGUGAUGACGACUACAACGCUGACGUCGAGCAGCUCAGCCACGACAACGAUGACGACUACGACGAUAACGGCAUCGACGCGAAAGACGAGGGAGACUAUCGAGGCGAAACGCGAACGUAAAGCAGCCAAGACAUUGGCUAUCAUCACCGGUGCCUUCGUCGCCUGCUGGCUACCAUUUUUCCUCGUGGCGCUACUGCGAGCUGUUUGCGGUCCGUGCCAACCGCCCGAUCUCGUCGACAGUGUGUUCCUCUGGCUAGGCUAUUUCAACAGCACCCUCAACCCUGUGAUCUACACCGUGUUCUCGCCCGAGUUCCGACAAGCUUUCAAGAGGAUACUCGGUAUCGCGCCACCAAGGCAGGCACGCUGACCGACACUCACGGCAACCUCCACGCUUUAAAGGUCCCUCCAGAAGGGACAAAUAUGCCGAUGAACUGUAGCAGACGCAGGCUUAUGGACCACCUAGAACCAGAAAAAUGUUUACCCCCUGCUGCCGUCGACCGGUGUGUGCAAGGGACAGUAUAUCAAAAACUCAGCAGCGGCAAAAGGAGACAGUAGCGAGGCGUCCCGGGCUCGGCUUAUAACUUGAAAACUGCAUAAAAGCGGCAAGACUUUAAGAAAAUAAAGUUUAUGAGGAGGACAGGCGACUCCGAUUUCUUAGAAAAUAGAGAAAGCCUAGAUAACUUGGUGCGCCAACAUGAAUUCGCAAUGAGUCAACCGCCGCAUCGUUGCACACUAUGCGCUUUUUUUUAUUCUUACGCGCUAACAACGACCGAAAGCUUAUUUUUCUUGUUUUCUUUUCCUCGAAAUAAAACAUACUUUUCUUCUCGUCACGACGUGUCCACCUGCUACUUUGAGCCCUGUAGCUAGGACUUGGAUAUGACGUCACGGCUACUUUGAGAAACUGUAAAUCGUUACAUUUUUUUAUGGUUCUUUUUCACUGCAGCUUCAAAAUACAUAGACCACGAUUACACACGUAUUAUCACACAAGUCCAUUGACUUUCAAACUUUCCGUUGAAGAAAGUUUUUGUUUCGACGUUCGCAGGCGAGUAGACGGCUAAAACUUCUAUUGAAAACGAUACGUACAUACACGCCGUGGAGAAAAGUUGAGCGCUUCGAUGGCAUAGAGUAACAAAAGAAUUCUAAAGUUAAAAGAAAAAAAAUUGUUAGCAGUGAUAAUACACACACAUUCGGAACGAUACGGGAGUGUAAUAUCAAGUCAUGUCUUCCGACAGAAGACGAAGAGAAGGUAAAGAAUAGAAAAUAUAAGUAUCGUAGUUAGUAACUUUUUUACGCGUCCUUGGAUAGAAAAGGCAAAUGAAUUUUCUGCGAAAGAACGGUAACAAAAUUAUUCGCGCAUAUCGUUGCGUUCAAGCACAGACAUUUGCAGAGAAAGGGAGAAAAAUACCCGCAUUCGUCGCGUUGGAUCAUAGAUAUCGCUAGUUUAAGAACGCGAGGAAUGUCAAUACGUAAGGAUCAUAUGGUAUUACAGCAAGAGCCGCGCGUAGGUGUGUGAAGGCUUUCAAUUUGAUGAAGCCACAUCGCGCGCGUGCCCUUCGGUCAGAAUAAUAAACUUUAUCGCCUAAAUAUAGGUGCAUGUUGCAUACUCGUAAAUAGUAUUCUAUACACAAAGCAAAAUUAUCGAUCGAAACGACACACGCUUAUACAGCAAGGCGCGUCUUCUGCACGUAAACACGACACACUAAGCAGUUGUGCGCGUCUUAACUAUUUGUUAUUACACGAGGCGGAAUCACUUGUGUCACACAUCGCUGAGAGCUUGGGGGUUUCGCUUUUUAUAAUUCAUAUAUAAAUAUGUUGUGUGUGUGUGCGUGUGUGUGUGUGUGUAUGUGUGUGUGUAUGUAUGUAUGUUGUGCGCGCGCGUGUGUCCGUAUAAAAAAGUAGAUAUCGAGCAAUUGAAGAAUAAACAAGAGAUUUUAUCCUGCGAGAAACUGCGUUUUUCCCCCUGUAAAUAAUUCUAACGAGCGUUAUAGGUUUUUAAAGAGAAUGCGAGAUCGUUGUUGUUUCAGGUUGGCCAUGUUGAAUUCAGAAACAUUUAGAUAGUCGCGCGCGCGCGAACUUUUAUCUUUGACAACAAACCUCCGACAUCUUUCCGGUGUGUAUAUAUAUAUAUAUAUAUAUAUAUAUGCGUCUGUAUAAAUUUUAAUACACACACACCUGUACGUACGAGCGACGCGCAAGCUUUGAACUACGAGCGGCGCAGCUUGGCUUUAUUGUUCUAGUGCGAGGCGCGAGGCGCAAACCGAGACAGAGACAGAGACAGUGAGGAUGUAAGUUUAAAUUAUUACGCUUACACGACAGCAGCCAACCGGAGGAGGCUCUCCUAGUCUCUCUUUACUCGCCGUCGCCGCGCGGCAAAAUGCAAACUAGAUCGCGCGAAAAUGUCGUUGAGUUUAUGAAUGAACAAACAAAAAAGUAUAUAUAACGUAAAUAUUAUAACUGCGACCACCUGAUCAUAUAAAAUUAUUAUGUCUCGAUCAAGCGAAUCGCAUUGUCAAGACACACAUCGUUCAAGUUUCAAAGAAUAAUAAAAUAAAGUAUCAGGC
Molecule: messenger RNA, 3860 nt
Organism: Phymastichus coffea
Lineage: Eukaryota; Metazoa; Arthropoda; Insecta; Hymenoptera; Eulophidae
Gene: 5-HT1
Product: 5-hydroxytryptamine receptor
Exons: 8
Coding region: 404-1666 (420 amino acids)
Biological process (GO): adenylate cyclase-activating adrenergic receptor signaling pathway
Cellular component (GO): membrane
Molecular function (GO): G protein-coupled amine receptor activity
Source: RefSeq, a predicted model, not a curated record